CCCUCUUAGCCCCUCCCUAUGCGACCCGGAAGGUGAAGCGUGACCCGGAAGCGAGGCGGCUCCCUCUUUCCGGCGAGGCGUCCACGAGGGAAGAUGAAGGCCUCCGGAGCGCUCAAGGAGUACAAGAUCAUCGGGCGUCGCCUGCCCUCCCCCAAGCAGGUGCACCCUCCCCUCUACCGCAUGCGCAUCUUCGCGCCCAACCAUGUGGUGGCCAAGUCGCGCUUCUGGUACUUCGCCUCCCAGCUGAAGAAGCUCAAGAAGUCCGCUGGCGAGAUUGUCUACUGCGGCAGGGUCUCUGAGAAGAGCCCGGAGAAGAUCAAGAACUUCGGCAUCUGGCUGCGCUGCGACUCGCGCAGUGGCACGCACAACAUGUACCGCGAGUACCGCGACCUCACCACAGCUGGGGCGGUCACCUCCUGCUAUCGCGACAUGGGAGCUCGCCAUCGCGCCCGUGCCCACUCCAUCCAGAUCAUGAAGGUGGAGGAGAUCGAGGCCAGCAAGUGCCGCCGCCCAGCCAUCAAGCAGUUCCACAACUCCAAGAUCAAGUUCCCGCUGCCCCACCGCGUGCUUCGUCGCCAGCACAAGCCACGCUUCACCACCAAGAGGCCCAACACCUUCUUCUGAGCGGCGGGGCUCUCCACGCGGCCGCGUGGCGGCCACUCGCGCGUCCGCUGACCGCAAUAAUAAAGAGCUGUUUCAGAAGGG
Messenger RNA from Petromyzon marinus (sea lamprey), 705 nucleotides. RefSeq names its product ribosomal protein L18a (gene RPL18A). Gene Ontology annotation, molecular function: structural constituent of ribosome. Gene Ontology annotation, cellular component: ribosome. The record is from RefSeq and is a predicted model, not a curated record. Gene Ontology annotation, biological process: translation. NCBI's taxonomy places the organism in Eukaryota, Metazoa, Chordata, Hyperoartia, Petromyzontiformes, Petromyzontidae.